CACUCUACACUUCGAUCUCUAAACGAGGUUGUUCUUUGUGAUGCAAUGGAUACUGAACAAGUUGAAAUUCCGGCAACGGCUUUGAUUGUUUCCGAGGAAACUGGCACGGACAGCAAGGGGAAGAGUAUAAUAUACAAUGACAUGACGUGGCAAUACCAAUUGGAGGAUGAUUCAACCACUGAACUCGGUAAUACUCUUAGUUUAGCAGAGUCGGAGAAAGGUUCGGAGGUCGACUUGUCGUAUCACGAUGAUGACGGGGAUUAUGAUGACUACACUGAUGAUGAUUCUGAUUUUGGUGACAAUAAUGAAUUAUUAAACAAAGAUGAUCAUUUGAUUGUGCAAUCCCUUUUUGAUAGUUUGAGUCUUACUCCGGAAGAGAGUGAAAUUAUAUGGUUUGAAGACCCUACUUCAGUUCUAAAUGGGAAUUCACCCCAGGUUCUGUAA
This is a messenger RNA of Hibiscus syriacus, 444 nucleotides long. RefSeq lists its product as uncharacterized. The transcript has 4 exons. Lineage: Eukaryota; Viridiplantae; Streptophyta; Magnoliopsida; Malvales; Malvaceae. The record is from RefSeq and is a predicted model, not a curated record. Bases 46 to 444 code for a protein of 132 amino acids.